Messenger RNA from Rhagoletis pomonella (apple maggot), 772 nucleotides. RefSeq lists its product as uncharacterized. The record is from RefSeq and is a predicted model, not a curated record. NCBI's taxonomy places the organism in Eukaryota, Metazoa, Arthropoda, Insecta, Diptera, Tephritidae. The transcript is spliced from 2 exons. Bases 4 to 390 code for a protein of 128 amino acids.
AUAAUGAAGUGCGCCGUAAUAAGCUGUGGUAAAACCAAUAAUAACAAAGCAUCAGAAUGUAGUUUUUUUCGUUUUCCCGCUGAACCCAAUCUUGCCAGAAAAUUGAUAAAAUUCUGCCGGCGGGAUAAAGAUUUUAAUCCAAAGACCGGCUACGUGUGCAUGGAUCACUUUUCCAGUGAGGACUUUGAAAAUAGUCUUAAGUACCAAAUGGGCUUUGCAAAGAAACGGGCUUUAAAACGAGAUGUGCCAACCAUUUACAAAAAACAAAUUGAGAAUCCGGAACGUAUCGAACGAGAAUGUGCGAUUAAGCAAAGAAAACAAAAGGGUUUUGUCCGAAAUUACACUUCUAAAGCGCAGUUUUUAUAUGAAGGAGAAAAAGCGUGCAUAUGAUAUAGAGGUUUGGAAAAAAGGGCAGUAGCAGCGGAGCAUGCCUGCAUAAAUAUGGAAAAUAAGCUGGAAACCAUAUUUACAAAGGGGCAGAUUACCAAAUUAAAGAACGGCAUUAGGAGACAAGCCUGGACCGAGAAGGACAUAGCCCAAUCAAUAACUUUGUAUGCCGCAAGCGCAAAAGCGUAUAAAUUAUUAUAUAAGAAAGAAUUUCCACUGCCAGCGGUACGAACAUUACAAGAUUGGGCCAAGAGAAUCGAAAUUUCUCGAGGUGUGUUGCAUACCGGCUUAGGGGAUAUAUUCUUGGACACAACCAAUGUGUGAUAUCCGACAACGCCAAUAUCGAAGUUGACGACACCCCAGAUCUUGAAGUUUCUCAGCCACC